Oncorhynchus tshawytscha (Chinook salmon) is the source of this 1955-nucleotide messenger RNA. Its product is annotated as transmembrane and coiled-coil domain protein 3. The coding region runs from base 123 to 1748 and encodes 541 amino acids. Lineage: Eukaryota; Metazoa; Chordata; Actinopteri; Salmoniformes; Salmonidae. Gene Ontology annotation, cellular component: endomembrane system. The record is from RefSeq and is a predicted model, not a curated record. The transcript has 8 exons.
CUUCAACUGGGCGGAGUCUGAGUGCACAUUGUUUAGUGUUUUCGGCUUGGGAAGGAGAGAGAGAGAAUGGUCAUAUCAGUCUGUGUGAAGGGUCGGUCGACAAGGAUCGUGUCAGACUACAAAUGAUGAAACAUCGUGAACGGAACACUACACCGACUCAAAUUCCUAAACCCAACCGCGAGACCGAAUCGAUGAUUAUGGCCACCGCUGACUCAGCAGUGAGAAGUUUAUCAGAAGUCGAAAAAUACCUUAACAGCCGGAACGAAAUGGCUGAAAGGAGCAGUGGCGAAGGGAACAGCCUGAACAUUCCGGAGUCAAUGUGUCGAGGCAGCUCAGAGAACAACCUAGAUCUAGAUCUGAGCGGCAUCCCAGACUCCCAACGCUACCUAGACUCCUCCCACCGCAGCUUAGACUCCUCCUACCGCUCCCUGCCCCCCGGACUCAACAGCCUGCAGCAGAAGAUCCUCCGGGUGACUGAAGAGUUGAAGAUUGAGCAGGAGGCUCGUGACGACAAUGUGGCUGAGUACCUGAAAUUGGUGAACAGUGCCGACAAGCAGCAGGUGGGACGCAUCAAGCAGGUGUUUGAGAAGAAGAACCAGAAGUCAGCCCACAGCAUCGCCAACAUGCAGAAGAAGCUGGAGCAGUAUCAUAAGAAGAUGAAGGACAGCAGUGAGAAGGACGCCAGCUCCAAACACCACAGCAGUCCCAAGGAGACCUCCAAGGACAGGCUGAGUCUCACCAACGUGAGCAGUGGUAGUGGCCGACACCCCACGGACAAGAUCAAGACUGUAGGGCCUGGCGUCUCACUCUCACCGCCAUUCUUCUUCAGCAAGCCCCGGGACUUUGCCAACCUCCUCAGGAACAAGUUUGGCAGUGCCGACAACAUCGCCCACCUCAAGACCUCCCUGGACACGCCCAAUUCCUUCCGCUGUGAAGGCACUGGGCGGGCCCUGAGCGGCAGUGCCACCAUCGGGGAUGGGAAGACCGCGACCCCCGCCGCCACAACGACCCCCAAGUACACCAGCGACGACGAGUGUUCCUCUGGCACGUCCCUGUCUGCGGACAGCAACGGGAACACCUUGGCUCAUGGGGUUGGCCUGGGUCUAGAAGGGGGUUCGGGGGCUGCAGUGACUCCUGGACAGAGCCUGGAGGUUGGGGACGGCCAGGGGAGGCUUGACAUGACCAUGGAGGAGGUGAGAGAGAUCAGGGAGACCCAGGGGCAGCUGGAGGAGGACAUGGAGACACUCAGGACCCAGUUCAAGAAAGACUACGGUUUCAUCACCCAGACGCUACAGGAGGAAAGAUACAGGUAUGAGCGGUUGGAGGACCAGCUGAAUGACCUGACAGAGCUCCACCAGGCGGAAACAGCCGACCUGAAACAGGAGCUGGCAAGCAUCGAGGAGAGAGUAGCCUACCAGGCCUACGAGAGAGCCAGGGAUAUACAGGAAGCUCUAGAGUCGUGUCAGACGCGGGUCUCUAAACUAGAGCUCCAGCAGCAGCAACAACAAACUGUACAGCUCGAGUCCAGUGACGCCAGGGUGCUUCUGGGUAAGAGCAUCAACAUCAUGCUCGCCCUCGUCACCGUGAUCCUCGUGUGCGUCUCCACGGCCGCCAAGUUCGCCGCACCCCUCCUGAGGAGCCGACGCCACGUGAUGGGCACCUUCCUGGGCAUGUGUCUGCUGGCGCUAUUCUGGAGGAAUUGGGAGAAUUUUCAGCGUGCUAUGGAGAGUGUCCUGGUGUCAGCCUAAUGCUGUCCACAACCACACACAGCAACAAAUGAUCUCCGGGCGGAUCUCAGAGCGCAGAACAUCAAAAUAGUAUAUUUAUAAGUGAUUAGAACCUACAGUGGUGAGGUUCUACAGUAUAGCGUUGGUCCUGGUGCUGCCUGGUGGGGGAGAAUGGAUCUGUGAAAACAUGGUCACAGACUGGUUAAUCUCACCAGCCAGAAUAACACU